Molecule: messenger RNA, 3731 nt
Organism: Mya arenaria
Lineage: Eukaryota; Metazoa; Mollusca; Bivalvia; Myida; Myidae
Exons: 2
Coding region: 186-1868 (560 amino acids)
Molecular function (GO): zinc ion binding
Source: RefSeq, a predicted model, not a curated record
UUCAUUUUCCAAAUAUUCACAUAUUUGAUUUUAUAAGGAUAAAAACCUUGAUAGUUCACAACUGACUUUGAAUCAUUUUAUAAAAUAGCCAGUUGCUGAAUUUUAAUCAUGGAUAGAAAGAAAAAAAUAACUUAUAUGUAAAAAGAUCCAUUAAGAGAUAAAACAUGUGAUUUCAAAAGGAAACUAUGGCGUUUAAUUUUGACUUAUGUGUUCAACAAGCCUCUGACCUUAUUCAUGACUUCACCUGCUCUCCAUGUAAAGAUGACGGAUUAAAUAAUGAGGCACAGAUCUUCUGUGAUGAAUGCAAGAAAUAUUACUGCAACAACUGUGAGCAACUACACAACAAACUGCACAGGACACAUUCAAUGUUUGGAAGACAAGAUGUGAGCAAGUGGGUGGGGUAUGCAGGACUGAGCCCCAUAGAGAUAUGUGACAAACAUGGUGACAAGAAGCUUGAACUGCUCUGUGAGGACCAUGAUGAGCUGUGUUGCCACAUUUGUGUCCCUCUUAAUCACAGAAUGUGUCAAAGUAUCAAACACAUUCCAGACCUGGCUAAAGGUCUAAAGAAACAAACUGACUUCAAGAAACUGCCUGCUAAUGUUGAUACGAUCACUACCAGACUUCAAGGCAUCACCAAGAAAAGGACUCACAACAAACAGUCCCUGAAAGACUGUGGGAAGAAAAUGCUAGCCGAAAUCAAAUCACUGAGAAAGAAGGUGAAUGAGAAGUUUGAUAAAAUAGAAAAAAAGACCAAAGACAUAUUGCAUGACCUGCUCCAUGAGACAGAUGAAUUCCUGCAGGAGAACAUUGACAAGUGCACUCAGCUCAUUGACAAACUAAGCACUUACUUAAAAACAAUCCAAUCCCAGCAAGAUGACAACACUUCUUACAUUGCGUAUAAGAAAUGCACGGACAAGAUGAGGGAAGCAGAGAGCCUGCUACAGGAACUGUCAAUCAAGCCGGACACAUCCCUCACAUUCCAGGCUGAUCCCAGGAUUGAACAAUUCCUCUCUGGACUGAACAUACUUGGAGAAAUCACCGGAGUACCGGGCAAAGGUAAACACUUAGGCAUAGGUAUUAUUUUUAAGAUCAAGAACUGCUCACAGUACACAGUUCACAUGCAAUAUGAUGAACAUGAAAGCUUUAUAACUGGAAUAUGUGAGACACCAGGAGGAGAGAUCCUCAUCACAGAUCACCAAAACCACAAGGUAAAGCUGCUAGACUCCCAGUACCAGGUGACAGCCACAUGUGAACUCCCUGAUAGACCACAACAUAUCUGUCAUAUUGCAGGAAAUGAAGCUGCUGUAACUCUCACCAAUAAAGGUGUGCAUUUCAUCAAAGUAACAGGUAGAGCACUGAGUGUAACAAGGAGGCUAACAUUUCCACAUUCUUGUCUCGGCAUUUCUCACCACAAUGGUACCCUCUAUAUAGGAUCGAGGACAGCGAUUUACCAGUACACAAUGUCAGGCCGGCUAGUAAAAAUGAUCUACGAAGACAAUACUUCCAACUUAACAGUGAAUAGAUUCACAGUAAGCAGAGAUGGCACCAACAUCUACAUACCAGCUACACACACAAACAAAUUCAUCACCAUUGACACAAGUGGGAAUAUUCUGUCAACUCUUCAGGACCCGGACUUUGAUCUGCCUACUUCAGUGUGUGUAAGUGAUGGAGGACAUGUGUUUGUCUGCUCACAAAUGUCCCAGAAAGUGACUCAGGUGGACAAAGAGGGUAAAUACAAGCUGGCCACACUGGUCACAGAGGAAGAUGAAUUUAGCAUGCCUUUAGCAGUAUGGUUCAAAGGACAUACACAAAGUCUUAUUGUUGGACGAUAUGAAGACAAUCAGAUUUCAGUGUUUGAGCUUGAAUAACUUCAACAAAUAGACAAGCUAAAUGGCAAGACAACCAGAAAACCAAAGAUUUGAACACAAUUCGUAUAUCUAAAGGAACAGUAGAUUAAGUCAUGCAACAUUCAACAUCCUGUCAGUCUUAAAUAUUUAACUCGAGCAUGGUUUUAAAUUGAUGUGUCUACAAACUAUACACCAAAACAAAAAAUCUAACGGUGAACCAGAGAUUUUAACAAAAUGUGCAUAUUUUAUAGGAAAAGAGAAAUAAGUUAUGCAUUAUUUGAAAUCUAAUUGGUCUAAGAAGUUUACAUUAUAGAAAUUCUUUAAAGAUCAUCAUGAUGAGGUACAAAAUACACCAAACAAAGCUCCGAAAGUAGCAUACACAAAUAUAAUGCUCAGUCAGAUUUUUUUUUUAUUUCUGAAGGUAAAUAAUAACCUCAUCACAUGAUACAGGUACAGUCUACCAAUCAAACUGACAAUUGUACAUAGUUUUAAAACUUUUAAAUGGCAAGGUUGCAUCCAUUUUAUUGUAAACAAAGCCAAAUUGCCUACUUUAGACCUACUUGUACAAACAUAUUUAGAACCAUAACAUUGUUUGAUGGUCACUUUAAAUUCUGACUAAUAUUAUAUCUUUAAGCAAACAAAUGGUUUGUGAAACUAGAACUGUAAGCCAUAGGCUAACGAAUACCCCCCACCCCUCCAUGUCUUAAGGUUGUUUGCCCUGGAGUUAGGCCGGACAAAGCUAAUAUUGCCUACAAGAGGAGAUAACUCCAGUCAGGGUCAUGUGACCUGUACCAAAUUCACAGAGGCGAAAGUUUACAACAUGGCCAUUAAUUUCUGAAAGUUUGAUAAAGAUUUGUUGAAUAAUAACAAAGAUGAAUCCCGGACAGGGCUUAUUUUGCCUACUUUAACACAUCAAGGGGAGAUAACUCCAGUCAGGGUCAUGUGACCUGUACCAAAUUCACAGAGGCGAAAGUUUACAACAUGGCCAUUAAUUUCUGAAAGUUUGAUAAAGAUUUGUUGAAUAAUAACAAAGAUGAAUCCCGGACAGGGCUUAUUUUGCCUACUUUAACACAUCAAGGGGAGAUAACUCUGGUCAGGGUCAUGUGACCCGUACCAAUUUCACAGAGGCGCAAGUUUACAUCAUGGCCAUUAAUAUCUGAAAGUUUGAAAAAGAUUUGUUCAAUAACGACAAAGAUGAAUCCCGGACAAAAAAAAACGGACGGACAGACGGACAGACAGACAGACAGACGGACGGACAGACGGACAACCCAAUUCCAGUAUACCCCCCCAAACUUUGUUUUGGGGGGUAUAAUAACAUUUGAGAGUUAAAUUCAUUUUAAUUGGUAAAAAAACGUUCUAAUUUAGAGUUUUUAAGUUUAUACAGUGAAAUACAUUUCAACAUUUCAUUAUUUACGAAAUAUUGUUAAUACUGUAUGCCAUAAACAUUUGGUCAUUUAUAUAAUAUUAUUUAUUUAUAUCAUAGGUCAUUGCCAUCUUUAGAUGGGUCAUGGUGUAUCUGCUUUAUGUUGUUGCACUUGGUUACGAAGCUUAAAUGUAGCAGGAACAACUAAAUACAGUAACCCUCAAAAGAAUUUUAUUGUGUUUUUUUUUAACCAGGCAAAAAUUUUGCAACACCGGACCCUUUUGUAGUGUGGUCAAAGUCUGUGGUAUUAUAUCAUACUUUUAACUUUACGUGACAAGUAUCAUAUUAGAAUAUUGCUGUAAGCUGUAUUUACCUUAUUUUAUUUGACAUAUUUUUCACCUAUUAUUACCGGGAGGAAUGUACCUCGUUACAUGAUAUGCUAAUGUUUUGCGUUUUACACUGAAUAAUAAACAGCAUGAAAUCAAACUGUACAAUAUACAUUAUAUAUUGCAAUUUGUAAA